UGUCUCACAGUUUUCGGUAGCUCGAGAGAUUUUUUUUCUUCCCCAAUCUCUAGCUAGCCAUGGCGGCGGCAAUCGUAGCUAAGAGAUCGAUCGCCUCAUCAUCGCAGGGAAGAUCGAUAAUGUUCUUGACGAGAUCAAUCGGGACGGCGGCGGCGGAGACGAGCAAGGAGCCCUCGAUCAAAUCGUGGUGGGUUCCCGAUCCAGCGACCGGAUUCUACGCCCCCAGUGGGAAAUCGAGCGCCCAACAGGCCGAUCACGCCAAGCUCCGCGAGGAGCGAUGCGAGCACUCGCAAAUGCCGGCGGUCUCUUCCGGAUGCUGGUGGCACUCUCUGGAAGAAAUCCCCGAUCGAUCUUCCACUCCCGCAUAGUAAAAAUAGAGUCACUAUUAAGUGAUUGUAACGGAGUUCCAAAACAAUUUUUGUUUGUAACUUUUUUCUCUUAAAAAAAAAGUUCCCACACUUGAAUCUUAUAAGAUCCCAUAGAUGCGAUGAUA
This is a messenger RNA of Selaginella moellendorffii, 493 nucleotides long. RefSeq lists its product as uncharacterized. The record is from RefSeq and is a predicted model, not a curated record. The transcript is spliced from 2 exons. The coding region runs from base 60 to 368 and encodes 102 amino acids. NCBI's taxonomy places the organism in Eukaryota, Viridiplantae, Streptophyta, Lycopodiopsida, Selaginellales, Selaginellaceae.